AUUUUGAUCGCGAGAGCUGGUAACCUGAGUCCCAAGGUGCAAGCACAAAAACUUCUCCCGGGUCCCCCGAUGACAGUUCCAAAACAAUCAACCAGCGAAAUUGGAACCUCGUGAACUUAUGGCCAUGGCAAGCGAUCGCGUCCUAGUGGCUGUGGAUGAGAGUCUACUUGCUGAAUUUCCCAAGGACGGCAAGGUGGUCGAGGUCACUUCUCUUGGACUGAGCGACUGGUGCGACACUACACAGUACAAUGUUCAGCUUCCAGAUGGAAGUAUCCGACGAUUUUUUGAAAAGAAAGCAAGAGGUGAUGGAGGCUUAGAACAGAUUCGAGCACAUUGGCAUUCCGAGAGCAGCGUAUACAAGUUCAUUCCCGAAUACAUCCCUCGGCCAGUCGCAUUCGGGGAGUACGCAUCUCAGCCGAAGACGUAUUUCCUCCUGCUGGAGUUCGAGGACAUGAUAGACGAUGACGUCCCACCUCCAGAGACUUAUAUGGCGGUUCCAAGUGCGCUUCAUCUCCGCAGUGCAGGGAAAUCUCCCACCGGAAAGUUUGGAUUCUCAGUGAAUACCCGUUUCGGCAACUUGACACAACCCAAUGGCUGGGAAUCUUCCUGGGAAGUAUGGUGGACUACUCAUAUGAGAUUCCUGUUGGAAAGGGAAAGAGUGAUCCGUGGCGCCUACGCCGCUGAAGAUGAGACUACAUUGAACUUCUUUCUGGAUACAGUGCUUCCUCGAUACUUACGCCCCUUGGAGACGGGAGGUCGCUGUAUCAAGCCAACACUCUGCCACACAGAUCUUUGGCCUGGAAACGUCAAGUUCAAGCUGGACAAUGAAACCGUCAUUGUAUACGACGCAAACGCCCUAUGGGCCCAUAACGAAAUCGAGCUGGCCCCAUUCCGCAACCCAAGAUAUCCACUCGGAAAGGCAUACUUUCGAGAGUACUGGAAGCAUGUGCCAAUUUCCGAACCUGAGGAAGAUGCCGACAGCCGCAUAAUCAUCUACUUGAUCCGCCAGCAGGUCUGCCUAGCCAGCCUAUACCCCAAUGAGCUGAAGCUGAGAGAUGCAUUCCUCAGCAAUAUGUGUCUUCUAGGUGAUAGGGUUAGAGACGAGAGCGAAGAAAGUAAAAAUGUUGAGAGAGCCCAGGUUUACUUUGAGCCCCAUAUUCCUGCACCUGUUCCAGUUGGUUUGGUUUAGUCAAUGUUAUGUAUUUGAGAAAUAAAUGUUUGAGGGACUUGAACUGGUGAAGCGCGUUGCCAAAAUUCCAAAGAGAUGUGAUUAAUUUUCAGAUUGCC
Colletotrichum acutatum is the source of this 1287-nucleotide messenger RNA. RefSeq names its product Fructosamine kinase-domain-containing protein. Bases 119 to 1189 code for a protein of 356 amino acids. The transcript is spliced from 5 exons. Lineage: Eukaryota; Fungi; Ascomycota; Sordariomycetes; Glomerellales; Glomerellaceae. The record is from RefSeq and is a predicted model, not a curated record.